AUGGCGGACGUUGAGACUGAUGUUGCCGGGCAGCAAGCGAAGAAGAGAACGUUCAAGAAAUUCAGCUACAGAGGCACCGAUCUCGAUGCACUCCUCGACAUGUCUACUGAUGAGCUCGUCAAGCUUUUUCCUGCUCGCCCCCGGAGAAGGUUCCAGAGGGGUUUGACAAGGAAACCAAUGGCUUUAAUCAAGAAACUGAGGAAGGCAAAACGUGAGGCCCCAGCAGGUGAGAAGCCAGCUCUUGUCCGGACCCACCUGCGAAAUAUGGUCAUUGUCCCUGAGAUGAUAGGAAGUGUUCUUGGUGUGUACAAUGGCAAGACCUUUAACCCAGUUGAAAUCAAGCCUGAGAUGAUUGGCCAUUAUCUUGCUGAGUUCUCGAUUUCAUACAAACCAGUCAGGCACGGUAGACCAGGUGAACAAUGUCGAGGACUGUUUGCAAAAUUCCUAGAAGAAUGUGGUAUCGUCCCACAGUACAUUAUGUCGAGUUUGCCGACUAUGAAUGGUGUUGCAGAGAGGUGA
Molecule: messenger RNA, 519 nt
Organism: Striga hermonthica
Lineage: Eukaryota; Viridiplantae; Streptophyta; Magnoliopsida; Lamiales; Orobanchaceae
Source: the annotation of a GenBank genome assembly